Messenger RNA from Miscanthus lutarioriparius, 684 nucleotides. The record is from the annotation of a GenBank genome assembly. Lineage: Eukaryota; Viridiplantae; Streptophyta; Magnoliopsida; Poales; Poaceae.
AUGGCGCCUCUACUCCACCCUCUCGUGCUCGCGCUCCUGAUCGCGUCCUGCGCAGCGCAGCAGUCGCCGCCGGCGCAGCCCCCGCCGACGCCGAACGCGCCACCGUCCAACUCCCCGCCCCAGGCGCCUCCGGCCGGCAACCCGCCGCCGGCGCCUCCGGCAGGCAACCCGCCUCCCGCGCCCACCGCCACUCCACCUCCGGCUCCGACCACGCCGCCCCCGGCACCACCGACCACUCCUCCUCCGGCUCCCACAACGCCGCCCCCGGCCCCGCCGACGACUCCUCCUCCCGCGCCCACCACGCCGCCUCCGUCACCGCCGGCCUCGCCCCCGCCCGCUCCCACCACUCCGCCGCCGUCUCCCCCGGCGAGCCCGCCGCCCGCUCCCGCCACCCCGCCCCCGUCUCCGCCCCUGGCGCCGCCUCCCGCCACGCCCCCUCCCCCAGCCACCCCGCCGCCGCCGGCCGCCGCGCCCACGCCGUUCCCGACGCUCCCGCCCGCGGCGACACCGGCCGCGUCCCCGAAGAGCCCCAAGGCGCCGAGCCCCGCCGCCGCGACGUCCCCGGCGCCCUCGCUCUCGCCCACGGGCACGCCGACGAGCGAAGACUCGGGUGCGCGCGCGCGCGCGGCCGGCUUCGCCACGGUGGUGGCGUUGGCUGGCGCGGGCCUCGCCGUCCUUCUUUGA